CGCGGGCGGAAGGUUCGUGGUUCCAACACUGGACGAAGACGAAAGGAAAAUCAGAGGACCUCUAAACCUGCCAUAAACAUGGCCACUCUGUUAAAGAGAUUUACAAAAGCUCUGUCAGUCAGCUUGUGCCUCUGUUUGGCUGCAAAAGCAUCCGUUGUUAUAGGCAUCCAACACGCUCAUUCUACAGGAAACUAGCUCUCAACGUUUUGCUACGUGAUAGUAGGUGGACAAUAUUCAACUGUCGUCCGACAACUUAACCACAAAAUUCGUAGGCACAAUGAAUCCCCAGUCCAUCCAAAAGGCGAACUCGGUUCGAUAUACUCUAGGGAAGGCAGAAUCCAGAGGGAGGGGGUUAUAGGCUGAAAGACGCGGCUAGCAACGUGCACAAUACGGAGACCUAUAAAAUGGAGUGCUUUUCUCUCUCACAUCCCUCUAACCUUCUCCCUUGAUUUAGCCCCAGAACUUCCCACUUGCGAUCCCAGGUCAUACUGAAAGAUGAUCCGACCAGCUUACGCAGAUGCUGCAUCUGUAAUACCCACACGACUAUCAUUCCGGCAGCUGCUUGUUUUAAUCUCUUAUAUUUCCCUAGAGUGCUCACUGCCUGCAACAAUCGGCGAUACUCGGCAGCUGGAAUAUCUAAUCCAGCGCGAUGAAAAGGAGUGGAACCCACGGGUGGGCCUAGAGACGCUGGCCGAUAUGAGACAGCAAAGUUGGCAAGACAUUUGUUUGGAUGCACAGCGGGGUUGGAAAAAACUGCACAAUUACCUGGCGCAGCAAAAUGCCAUCGAUUCUACGGUAUCGUGCGAGCAACUGCGUGACCACCUUUACCACCUCCUCCGUGGCAUUGAGCAAAUAUCAGCGCAAGGCCUAAAUGCACUUUGUGAUCAGAGACCCGCUUCAAAGUUGCCCAACUCCCUGAUUAGAGAAAAAGGAAGCUUGAUCUUGGUUUGUGUUAGUUUAUCAGUCAUUCCGACCGCGACUGACCAUGUUCCACUGAGAUCGUUGCUGAUGGAUCCUGAGCGACAAUUGAUCAAGGAGAUGUGUCACCAACUGCGGGGAUCGGCUGUUUUCCAGAAUCCGGUCACAGAAAAUCAGCUAUGGGGGGCGUUGGAGUCUAUAGAAUUGCUCUUUGCUGGGGAGGAAGAUGUGUCGGGUUGCAGCUGCGGAAAUUGUGGUUCCAUUUGCAGCGAGAGUCGAUAUGUCGAGUUUCGUCGCAGAUACAAAUAUCUGCAUCGUAACAAUGCAUCGUUUGCUCAAAGCGGUACUACUUACGAAGUGUCGGAAGUCCUUACAGAAGAGACUAUAGUGGAGGAAUCUUUGAGAAACUCAAGUGCGUGCUAGGUGUACUGUAGCUCACGUUUUCCGGCAUCGGAAACCAGCAGACCGACUCCCCAUUCCUGAUAUCAUUUCUUGUGCUGACAUUUUUUUGAUAAUGUACAAUCAAUGUAUCAAAGUGGGUGAAGUUGGUUAUAAACAAUUAACAAGUCAAUUGUCCC
This is a messenger RNA of Penicilliopsis zonata CBS 506.65, 1496 nucleotides long. RefSeq lists its product as hypothetical. Bases 496 to 1341 code for a protein of 281 amino acids. The transcript has a single exon. The record is from RefSeq and is a predicted model, not a curated record. NCBI's taxonomy places the organism in Eukaryota, Fungi, Ascomycota, Eurotiomycetes, Eurotiales, Aspergillaceae.